Messenger RNA from Telopea speciosissima, 875 nucleotides. RefSeq names its product ubiquitin-conjugating enzyme E2 27-like. Gene Ontology annotation, cellular component: nucleus. Gene Ontology annotation, biological process: proteasome-mediated ubiquitin-dependent protein catabolic process; protein polyubiquitination. Lineage: Eukaryota; Viridiplantae; Streptophyta; Magnoliopsida; Proteales; Proteaceae. Gene Ontology annotation, molecular function: protein binding; ubiquitin conjugating enzyme activity. The transcript is spliced from 5 exons. The record is from RefSeq and is a predicted model, not a curated record. The coding region runs from base 109 to 699 and encodes 196 amino acids.
CUUUAAUUGACAGGUGAAGAGUCUUCUUGGUAAUCGUACAAAAUCAGUGGCGAAGAAGAAACUGAUCUGUUCGCCAGUAUCGCAAUUGAAGAAGAUCGGUCGACGACAAUGGUGGACUUCGCACGCGUACAGAAAGAACUUGCGGAGUGUAACAGAGACAUGGAGAUUUCUGGUGUAAGCAUAAUGCUCCACGGUAAUGGUAACGAUCUUUCCCAUCUCUCGGGAACCAUAUCCGGCCCUGUCGCCACGCCUUAUGAAGGCGGAACCUUUCAAAUCGACAUCAGAUUGCCUGAUGGGUACCCUUUUGAGCCUCCAAAGAUGCAAUUUGUAACUAAAGUUUGGCACCCAAACAUUAGCAGUCAGAAUGGGGCAAUAUGCUUGGAUAUCUUGAAGGACCAAUGGAGCCCAGCCCUCACACUUAAAACAGCACUUCUUUCCUUACAAGCAUUGCUAUCUGCUCCUGAACCUGAUGAUCCUCAAGAUGCAGUGGUAGCUCAACAGUAUCUUCGAGACUAUCAGACCUUUGUUGGCACAGCUCACUAUUGGACUGAAACUUUUGCAAUGAGAUCAUCUAUUGGAACUGAAGAAAAAGUACAAAAAUUGGUGGAGAUGGGCUUCCCUGAGGGCUUGGUAAGGGCAACUUUGGAAGUUGUAGGUGGUGAUGAGAACAUGGCUCUGGAAAAGCUUUGCUCUGGCUAGAAUGGUCUUGCUGCGGCUUCCAUCAUCUUCUUCACUCUUGUCAGCUUCUCUAUCUCUUUUAGUGUCUGAAAAUUGUUACGAAGACAAGAAAUCAUAUGAAAAGUUAGUGUCAUAGAAGCUCUUGAUUACUAUUGUUUUGAUGUCAUAUCAAUAGAAAGCAUAUUUCAUCACCUCAA